Molecule: messenger RNA, 1143 nt
Organism: Fusarium subglutinans
Lineage: Eukaryota; Fungi; Ascomycota; Sordariomycetes; Hypocreales; Nectriaceae
Exons: 4
Coding region: 1-1143 (380 amino acids)
Source: RefSeq, a predicted model, not a curated record
AUGGAUCCGAAUGAUGGUCUAUAUCGGUUUUCUCCUGUUACAUUCAACGAUCAUGCGGGCAAGUUAUGGAUCGUGACGAUCUUGUCGCUGAUCUACACCUCGCUUAUUGCGCUGGCAAGGGCUUAUAUCAAGUACAAGAUGUUUGGGUUCGACGACGUUUUGUUUACUGCUGCGACGGUUUUGCAUUUGGCGCAGGCGAUUGCUGUUUUUAUUGGGUUGAGUAAUGGGCUGGGCAAGUUUAACUCGAUCACGACGACGGAACAAUGGGGGAUCUCUUCAAAAUGCACAAUUGCUUCCGUCAUUCUCUGCCUUUUAGCUCUUAGUCUCGCGAAAUGUUCGGUUCUCGCCCUUAUACAUCGCAUCAUCAGCUCCAAGCCGGGAAAGAACAAGAUGGUCUGCGUGGCGCUCAUGGUGUUCACUGGGCUAUGGGGUAUUGGCUCAAGUUUGGCGUGGCUUGUGAACUGUCGCGCUGGAACUUUGUUGACUGUGAAUAACGUCAAACAAUGCCCAGAUCAGAGCGCACGCUGGGGCGUCAUCACAGCGAUCGACAUCCUGACCGAAAUCCUCACCUGGCUCCUCGUUCUUCACCUCUCGUGGUCCGUCAACAUCUCCUUCGCCCGAAAAUGCCAAGUCGUCACAGCAUUCUCCUUCCGAAUCCCACUCAUCGCCAUAUCCUCCGUCCAUCUCGCAUACUCCCAAACAUACCCAUCCUCUCUCGAACCUCAAUUCGCCGUUACAAACACCCUCAUCUGCCAACAAGUCAUGAUCGCAUGGUCUCUCAUCUCCGCGACAAUGCCCAACCUGAAGAACUUUCUCAAGUCAUUCUCCAUAGGCAUGGGCUUUCCGGUGGCAUUCGACUUUACAAUGUCGGGUUCAAGCAAGGCUUAUGCACUGCAAUCACUACGGAACAAUCGCUCUACGAAUGCGGCUUCGGCAACGGCUACAACCCAUAGUGCAAAUUGGAGACCUGAUCAGGUGUCGAACCAGACUACAGCGGCACAUAGAUCGAGUAGGAGUAAUAGCCGCGAUGUGUCGGAGGAGGGAUCAAUUUCAAGAGCUGGGAGUCAAGAGUUGAUUAUUAAUAAGGAGGUCGCGUGGAAUGUCACGUACGAGGACCAUCAAGAUGUAUUUACUAAGCGAUAG